This is a messenger RNA of Effrenium voratum, 1199 nucleotides long. Lineage: Eukaryota; Dinophyceae; Suessiales; Symbiodiniaceae. The record is from the annotation of a GenBank genome assembly.
AAGCAACGCAGUUGGCUCAGAUCCCGAGCGCCAGCCCCCCAAUUUUCCUUGUCCGGGAGCUGGCGCACGGGAGAGGCGGCGGGCUGCGGCCCACUUUGGGUGCUAAGGCCCAAGCCAAGGACCAGGUCUCAUGGCGUCCGUGGUGCAGGUUUGCCGGGAGGCUGCGGCGAGCGCGGCCUCGUCCAUGGAGGACCCGCUGGUGCAGCAGCAGGCGGCGGAGGGGGCCAUCCUGCGGGCUCAGGCGGCCUUUGUGGCAUACCCGCUGGAUGUACUGAAGACCCAGGUCCAGUCAGGGCACCACCGGUACAACCGCCUCAGAGCCUUGCCCUGCCUCCUGAAGGACUACAGGCUCCGGAUUUUUAGGGGGUACCCCGGUGUGGGUGCCAACUCCUUCCUCAUGGGCUCGCUCAUGUUCGGCGGCUACCGCUUUUUCGACAACUUCUGGCAACUGUACCAGGUGCCGGACUACUGGCGUCCGGCAGUUGCUGGCGCCAGCAUUGGGGCCCUGUGUGGCUUUGUGGCAACUCCGCUGGAGCAAGUCAAGACCAUCAUGGCCCUUCAGGAGACCUGGCUAAAAGAGGGGCGGGUCAAAUGGCGGAUCUAUGGGUCAGUGCUGCAGGGUGCAGUGAAGGCUCCGUGGCGGCUGAAGUUCUAUGCCGCAACCCCCCUGAUGAUUCGCACGGCCCUGUUCGACAGCCAGCUGUUCUUCUACAACAGCCGACUCAGAGAAUGGGCCAACAGUGACGCAUGUCCUGCAAACAUGCACUUCUUGGUGAGCACUGUAGGUUUUAUGAUGGCGGGCUUGGUAGGUGCAACAAUCAACUAUCCUUUUGAUCGCGUCAAGGGCCACAUGAUGGGCCAGGCAUACCAGGUGUCUGUGGGCCAGGCGCCGUCUGAGACGACCUACUGCGCCUUCCGUUGGGUGCUGCGCGACGGCCUGGCGGGGCUUUUCCGGGGCCUGCCCACGCGGUCCAUGCUGCACGCCACCGUGUGGUGCGUUGUGGGCAUCGGCCGUGAGCUCUGCGAGACCCUGGGCUUGCGGGAACGCGCCAAGCGGCUGAGCGCUGCCCAGGGCCACAGCCGCGAGCUCAGCGCUUGAAGGGCCGAAGGGGCCGAGGGCGUGCCGCGAUUCGUCUCACCAGGCCCGGGCUGUCCGGGUCCGAAAGUGGCCGUGCGAGCACUGGCGUCGAACAAAGGAG